Coffea eugenioides is the source of this 708-nucleotide messenger RNA. RefSeq lists its product as uncharacterized. The record is from RefSeq and is a predicted model, not a curated record. Lineage: Eukaryota; Viridiplantae; Streptophyta; Magnoliopsida; Gentianales; Rubiaceae. The coding region runs from base 1 to 708 and encodes 235 amino acids. The transcript has a single exon.
AUGCCUGCUGGAUUUCAACCGCCUAAAUUUCAACAGUUCAAUGGAAAAGGCAGUCCAAAACAACAUGUAGCCCAUUUCGUCGAGACCUGCAAUAACGCUGGAACCUAUGGUGAUUUGCUAGUCAAACAAUUUGUUCGGUCCCUGAAGGGCAACACAUUUGAUUGGUACACUGAUUUCAUACCGGGGUCCAUCGACAGUUGGGAACAACUGGAGCAAGAGUUCUUGAAUCGCUUUUACAGCACUAGAAGAACCGUUAGUAUGCUGGAAUUGACUAAUAUUCGCCAAUGGAAGGAUGAACCUGUGGUCAACUACAUCGAUAGGUGGAGGAGUUUGAGUCUUAACUGCAAAGAUAGACUGUCUGAACCCUCUGCCAUAGAAAUGUGCAUCCGAGAAAUGCAUUGGAUCUUAAGUUAUAUUCUACAAGGUAUACGUUCAAACACAUUUGAAGAAUUAGCUACUAGUGUUCAUGAUAUGGAAUUAAAUAUCAUGGCCAAUGCAACUGAUGGGUUUCCUAUUCAAGCUCCGCGAGUGCAACCCCAUCGUCAAAGCAAUGAAAGACAAGAAAAUAAAAAAGGGGCCAAGCUUCCUUCAAAACUCAGUAAUAAAGAGUCCAUGACAAUAAACACAGCUCUCAUAAAAAUUGCUACCAAAGUGAGCCGAAAGGUCACUGCGAAGUUAGAUUCCUCCCAAAACAAGCCGAUGAGAUGA